Messenger RNA from Setaria italica (foxtail millet), 568 nucleotides. RefSeq lists its product as uncharacterized. NCBI's taxonomy places the organism in Eukaryota, Viridiplantae, Streptophyta, Magnoliopsida, Poales, Poaceae. The transcript has 5 exons. Bases 84 to 476 code for a protein of 130 amino acids. The record is from RefSeq and is a predicted model, not a curated record.
AGCCAGGCUGCGAAGCUUUCCUUCUUCUCUGUUGCUACUGCCUCCGUUUGAUUGAGAUUCAGUCUGGAUGUGGCUGCAGGUUCAUGGGGAGAUGGAGGUGCACCGGCGUGGUGGUUCUCAUCAUACUCUUGCUCUCGGUUGCUUCUCACGGAAGAGAGCUACCUAUCAAGAAGAGUGAUCAGAUUUUUGUCUACCAUCACACUCUUGCAAAGACUAUUGUGGAAUAUGCUUCAGUGGUGUAUAUGUCAGACUUAACUGCUCUUUAUACAUGGACAUGCUCGAGAUGCAAUGACUUGACUCAAGGCUUUGAGAUGAGAUCUCUAAUUGUUGGCGUGGGGAACUGCUUGCAGGCGUUUGUUGGUGUAGCUCAUAAUCUAAAUUCAAUUGUCGUUGCAAUCAGAGGAACUCAAGAGAACAGGUGUUCGAACAAGUUGUUCAAUGAAGCUUGGAAAUGUAUGCAUCUAAACUGUUUGUAAUCUGAACCUACAUGAGUAAUCAUACAACAGCGAAGCUUUCCUUGUUUAGUCAUAUUAUGUUUUAUUUGAUUUAUGAAAAUUUUGUUCUAUUA